This is a messenger RNA of Ctenocephalides felis (cat flea), 3090 nucleotides long. RefSeq lists its product as uncharacterized. Bases 174 to 2690 code for a protein of 838 amino acids. The transcript has 12 exons. NCBI's taxonomy places the organism in Eukaryota, Metazoa, Arthropoda, Insecta, Siphonaptera, Pulicidae. Gene Ontology annotation, molecular function: Notch binding; calcium ion binding. The record is from RefSeq and is a predicted model, not a curated record.
UGGUGAGCGGAUAAACAUUAUUAGAGGUUAUGUUAGUGCAAUUCCUAGACAAUAUUGGAAUAUAAUAUAUUCAUAAUUUUAAUUUAGUGUAAUUUUAAGCGUGUUAUUGAACUUCGAUUCGUAAAAAAUAAAUGGUGUGAAAAAAAAAAAUAAACAAAUUUGCUGAACGAGUGAUGGACCGGCUCCGGCCAAAAUACUGGAAAUGGAAGCUGGUUGGAGACAAGAUGAGGACCUGCGCUCUGAUUACCCUGCUACUGUGGUGCUAUUUAGCAAAAGCAAAUGAAACACAUACAACAAAAACUUCCAAUUUGACCAAAAAGUUGCCAACGCCGACAAAAGAAACGUUUAGUACAAAACCAAGUGUAUUUGUAAGUAAACCAAGUGAAAUUUUAACACCGAGCCCAAACUCAAGUGCGACCAUCGAUAGAACCAAAUUAUACGAUUCAUUAAUUUCACAGAAAAGUUUAACUAAACCAUUUGAUGCAUAUAAAACGGAUUCACCAGAAGUGAAAACCGUAUUACCUACCAAAACUUUACACACAAUAAGUGAAAAUGAACAAUUUAACAAAACCGUCCAAAAACCAUACAAUACAGGUAAUACACAGACUGUGUUAGAAUCGCAAAAUACAUCAUUGAAAUCAACUACAUCUGCUUCACUUACUCCGGAUAAAAUCAUAUUACACAAAACAACGUUAUCACAAAAAACUGUAACAGUUGUACCUGACACUGUAAAAAUGAGUUUAAGCGAAAAACAAGAAGCGAGUGUCGGAGAUAUAUUGAAUAAGUCGAAAACUGAUACCGUGCCUGUAAUAUCAAGUAAAGAGGUGGAAAAUAACACACAAAAACCGCAGCCGAUUAAAGUUGGUGAAAAAUUGGCACAGAUAAAAAUUAAAGUUCCAGCAAAACUUAAAUCGACUGAUGUCACUACCGCUUCGGCGAUAGUAAAAAGUUUGGAUAGAACGCCGAACAAAACUUUAUCCAUAACAAAGAAACCCAUCAAUCCUAACAAAUCUUCUUAUAUCCCGAGACCGAAUAAUAAAUCACAUAUUUCUACUGCAAUACCACCUAAGACGGCUAAUUCAACUAAAGACGUCGCCGUGGAUUCGACGGGCCCGAACGUCCCGAAAAAAGCAUCGUCCUCGAACAAUAGAUCCGUUACAAGUGGCAACAAAUCAAUAUCGCAGCACUCGGCAAGUGAAAUCGCUCGAUUUCCCGCGCUCAUCAUUAACUCGUUACAAGAACGAGCCGAUGCCCUGGGAUGCGACUUGUCGCUCCCGUCGAACGACUUGAAGAUCUGGCGAGGGAAUCAAACCCAAGAGCUCAUGCUGCCGAUGACGACACCUGAGAAUUGCCCUCAGGAUGCAGAUUGCUUGCCGAUGAUUUUCAGCUGGGAAGGAUAUGCGGAAAUUCAAAGCGGAGAUGUUCUCCUUGUCAGGAUCGAUGAUAAGCAAUUGAUGGCGACAGAAUCCGUUCAAAAUAUUACUGCAGUGAGCAAAAGCAACGACCGAGAUGAAAAACCGCACCACAGUGCUUCUCAAACUGCCGUAUACCAAGUGACAAGGCCAGGCCACGCAAACUGCGACGUUACCGAAGGUAUUCUCCUCGAUAUAACACCCUUGUUAGUGGAUGGCAAGAAAUUGGUAACCUUAUACGAUAAAGAUUUAACAGAAGGCGUCAAUCUUUUAAUCGUUGUAUCUGAAUUGUGGGGAAAUCAAUGUAUCCGAUUGAAUGUCACAGUAAAAUCUGACAAUUGCGGUGAAAAUCAAGAUUGCUCACUUAAAGGAUUGUGCUUUUCAAAUACUUCCAUGGAAAGCUACGAGUGUCAAUGUUGUGCAGGAUUCAUAGGACCUCAUUGCGAAGAACGGGAUGCUUGCCAUCUGUCGCCUUGCACGAAUAAUGGUAUCUGCGUUGAUGUUUCGCAAGGACCCGAGGGCAGCACUUACCAGUGUUUGUGCCCUUACGGGUUUUCCGGUCUCAAUUGCGAAUAUGAAUAUAAUGAAUGUGAUUCUUCGCCGUGUAUGAAUGAAGCAAUUUGCUCCGAUUUGAUAAAUGGUUUUAGCUGUCUUUGCAAACAAGGUUACAUGGGGCAAAGGUGUGAGAUAAAGGUGGAUCUUUGCAAUCCAGAUCCCUGUCCAAAAAACAGAUUAUGUAUCGAUCAUGGAAACAACUUUUCCUGUGAAUGCCCUAAAGGACUAUACGGUAUCGAAUGCUUGCAACCCACCAGAGCUGCGUGCAAUGACAAUAUAUGCGCAAAUGGAGGAACUUGCUGGAGCAGUAUUGACUCAUUUUACUGCGCCUGCAGACCAGGAUAUACGGGCAAAGUUUGUGAAGAUGAGUUCAUAGUCGAGGCAGUUGCUGGUCAGGAUGUUGUACUAGGACCACAUCAGAAUCAUUUCCACAAUAAUAUAUAUGUGGCUGCAGGAACGCUUUGUUUAGCCAUCACGAUUGUUGCAUUGGUGGUCGCAGCUUGUCAUUGUCGAGUCAAUAAGACUUACAGGAAGCUUUUACAAAAAGCUCAUCCGUUACUUCGACAACGUAGUAGUGAUUCAGAAAUGCAAAACGAUAGUGAAAGUCAUAGUCAUCAACACUGGUUGACUGAGAAGCCCAUGAGUACAUCUCGUCCUUUGGAUUACGACAUGUUUUAUGCUCUGGACUUCGGCGAAAGCCAAAGUUCCCCUCUGAUCCAGUAAAUUUAUAAUUUGUUAUUAGUUGCUGAGAUUUACUAUUAUUUUGAUUAGCAGAGUGGUGCCGUAUUAAAGGGUCUCAAAUUAUACAAUCAGGAAUAGGAUCUUCAUUGAGAGAGUUUACAAAGGCCCUUGGUGGUGUAUGGCACUAGUGUGUGAGUUGAAUUUAAUACAUGGUAAGAUAUACGCUUAACCCUCCGAAAAAAGGGUUUUAGUUGUGUGCCAAAAUGCUUUUAAAAACGAUUGAGUUUUAUAAUUAACAAGAUCUUUUGUAAAUAUUUUGAGAGCAGCGAAUGUUGAUGUAUUCAAACAGUAAAAAAAAGUAAUUUGUUUCGUGUUUUGGUUUUCUUUGUGUUACCUUUUUAUGAAUAUUAGUAUUUUGACUGUUUCUUCCAAGUAUAUUAUA